GCGAACGUUAACAAAAAAUGACACCCUCCAUGUGCACGUUAGCACGAGCCCGUGCUUCUCACGCCGUCUGCGUCUACGAUCUUUCUCUUUCUCCGUGCAACCUACCUUAUUCUACGCACCCCUUCUUCCCUUUCUCCACACUUACUCCUUUUAGGGUUAACGCUUCUUCGCUCUCUCCAAACCUCUUCUUCUUCUUCUUCCACGUUCUUUCUGAGAAAUAGGGUUCCUUUGUUCAUCUUCACAUUCACAUUGUAAUUGCGUUCCAGCGCAUGGAUCGCACAACUAAACCCAACGACUCGUUCUCCUACUCCAAUCUCUUCAAUCUUGAGUCUUUGAUGAACUUUCAACUUCCGCGACAAGAUGAUGAUUUUGAUUAUUAUGGGAAUAGUAGUCAGGAUGAUGAGAGCAGAGAUAACCAAGGUGGUGGGGCAAUUGCAAAUCACAGUAACGGGAAUGUGAAUUCGUUGAAGACUAGGGCGUGGUCUCAAAACAGUGAUGAUGAGGAAAAGGGCAGAUUUUGUGGGACGUACAUGACAGAGGAGCGAUAUCGAUCAAUGCUUGGAGACCAUGUUCGGAAAUACAAAAGGAGGAGUAAGGAUGCCUCGCCUAGUCCUGCUCAAAAUCGGGUUGCUAUUCCGCUUGUCAAAAGUAACACUGGCUUAAGAGCUCGAAAGUCAGGGAAUGAUCACAGAGGAGGAUUGCAUGCUGCUGAAACUGCUUCUGAAUGGCUAUAUGAUUCCAAUUCUCAGAAAUCAGGAAACUGCCGUGAUGCAGAUUUUGUGCAGCAAUAUGGAACUGAUAGGAUUAUGUAUGAACCUGCUUAUUUGGACAUUGGAGAUGGUAUCAGUUACAGGAUUCCUCCAGUUUAUGAUAAGUUGGCGUCAAUGGUGAACCUCCCAAGUUUCUCAGAUAUACGUGUGGAGGAAUUUUACUUAAAGGGUACCUUGGAUUUGGGGUCCUUGGCUGCAAUGAUGGCUGCUGAUAAAAGUUUUGGUACUAGAAACCGAGCAGGCAUGGGGGAACCCCUUUCCCAAUAUGAAUCACUUCAGGCACGAAUAAAGGCCGUGUCAGCUUCGAAUUCACCUCAUAAAUUCAGCCUUAAAGUGUCUGAUGUUGAUUUGAAUUCCUCCAUUCCGGAGGGGGCUGCUGGAAGCAUAAAGCGAGUUAUUUUGUCUGAGGGUGGUGUAUUGCAGGUCUAUUAUGUUAAGGUUUUGGAAAAAGGUGACUUCUAUGAGAUCAUUGAGCGUAGCCUGCCUAAGAAGCAGAAGGUAAAAAAAGACCCUGCUUCCUUUGAGAAGGAGGUAAUGGAUAGAAUUGGAAAGAUUUGGGUAAACAUUGUAAGAAGAGACAUGCCAAAGCAUCAUAGGAAUUUUACUACUUUUCAUCGAAAGCAACUCAUUGAUGCCAAGAGGUUCUCAGAGAACUGUCAAAGAGAGGUUAAAUUCAAAGUUAGUAGAUCACUUAAAUGGAUUAGGGGUGCCAGUAUUCGCACCAGGAAACUAGCAAGAGACAUGUUGCUGUUCUGGAAACGAGUAGAUAAGGAGAUGAUCGAAGUGAGGAAAAGAGAAGAGAAAGAAGCUGCUGAAGCUUUGAGACGUGAACAGGAGCUUCGAGAAGCCAAGAGGCAGCAGCAAAGGCUUAAUUUUCUCAUACAACAAACUGAGCUGUACAGUCACUUUAUGCAGAACAAGUCAAACUUACUAUCGUCUGAAGCUUUACCCAUGGUAGAAGAAAAAACAAAUGAUCAAGAUGCAGUGUCCAACUCUUCAGAUGCUGGACCUAGUGAGGAGGAAGAUCCAGAAGAGGCUGAAUUAAACAAGGAAGCUUUGAAGGCUGCUCAAGAUGCAGCCUCUAAGCAGAGAAGGUUGACAAGCGCUUUUGACAGUGAAUGCUUGAGGCUGCGCCAGGCAGAUGAAACUGAUUCACUUUCACAGGAUGUGGCAGGAGCGAGUAACAUUGAUUUGCAAACCCCCUCAACCAUGCCAGUGGCAUCCACAGUUCGGACUCCAGAAUUAUUUAAAGGUUGUCUAAAAGAAUAUCAGCUAAAAGGUCUUCAAUGGCUAGUUAAUUGUUAUGAGCAGGGUUUAAAUGGUAUACUUGCUGAUGAGAUGGGACUUGGAAAGACUAUCCAGGCUAUGGCAUUUUUAGCUCAUUUAGCUGAGGAGAAAAACAUAUGGGGGCCUUUUCUGGUUGUUGCACCUGCUUCUGUAUUAAACAAUUGGAAUGAGGAACUUGAGCGCUUCUGCCCUGAUCUUAAAAGAUUUCCUUAUUGGGGAGCAGAGCGGACGGUACUUAGAAAAAGUAUUAACCCAAAGGAUCUUUAUCGUAGGGAAGCUAAAUUCCACGUGCUCAUCACAAGCUAUCAGCUCUUAGUAACUGAUGAGAAGUUUUUUCGCCGUGUGAAAUGGCAGUACAUGGUUUUAGAUGAAGCGCAGGCAAUCAAAAGUUCAAACAGCAUAAGGUGGAAGACACUCCUCAGCUUUAAUUGUCGGAAUCGCCUACUGCUGACUGGUACACCUAUUCAGAAUAAUAUGGCAGAGUUAUGGGCUCUUCUGCAUUUCAUUAUGCCAACUUUGUUUGACAGCCAUGAGCAGUUUAAUGAGUGGUUCUCUAAAGGAAUUGAGAACCAUGCAGAACAUGGAGGUACUUUGAAUGAGCACCAACUUAAUAGAUUGCAUUCAAUUCUAAAACCUUUCAUGCUACGACGUGUUAAAAAAGAUGUAGUAUCUGAGCUGACGAGGAAAACUGAGGUUAUGGUACAUUGCAAAUUGAGUUCUCGGCAGGAGGCUUUCUAUCAAGCAAUUAAGAACAAGAUAUCUCUUGCUGAGCUGUUUGAUAGUAAUCGUGGGCAGCUCAAUGAAAAGAGAAUUCUGAAUUUAAUGAAUAUUGUUAUUCAACUACGGAAGGUUUGCAACCAUCCAGAGUUAUUCGAAAGGAGUGAGGGAAGUACAUACUUUUACUUUGGAGAGAUUCCAAAUUCUCUUCCACCACCUCCAUUUGGGGAGUUGGAGGAUGUAUACUAUGCUGGAGGUCACAACCCCAUAUCAUAUGAGAUACCAAAACUUGUCUAUCAAGAGAUUAUGCAAAGUUCUGAAACUUUCAGUUCCACUGUUGGUCGUGGUGUCUGCAGAGAAUCUUUUCAGAAACAUUUUAAUAUUUUUAGAGCUGAAAAUGUUCAUCAAUCUAUCUUCUCAAAAGAUAUGAUUGUUAAAAGUGGAACUUUUGGUUUUGCCCAUUUGAUGGAUUUGUCUCCCCCAGAGGUGACUUUUCUGGCAACUGGUUCUUUUAUGGAGCGACUAUUGUUUUCUAUGAUUAAAUGGGAGCAGAAGUUCCCUGAUGACAUUGUAGACUUUCUCAUGGAGACCAUAAUAGAUGAUCCUGAAUGUAGUUACCUUGAGAAAGGUAAAGUGAGGGCUGUUACACGAAUGUUAUUGCUGCCAUCAAGAUCUGAUUCCAAGUUUCUUCAAAAAAGAUUUGCAACUGGGCUGGCCCAUGCUCCUUUUGAGGCCUUGGUCAUCUCACAUCAGGAUAGGAUUUUAUCUAACGCAAGACUUCUUCACUCAGCAUACACAUAUAUCCCACCGACUCGAGCUCCCCCAAUUGGUGCUCACUGCUCAGAUAGAAACUUCUCCUAUAAAAUGACUGAAGAAUUACAUUAUCCUUGGCUUAAGAGGUUGUUUUUGGGAUUUGCACGGACAUCUGAACGUAAUGGGCCUAGAAAACCUGCUCAUCCUCAACAAUUAAUUCAAGAGAUUGAUUCUGAAUUAUCUGUUUCACAGCCUGCACUUCAGUUAACACACAGUAUUUUUGGCUCAUCACCACCUAUGCGGAGUUUCGACCCAGCAAAGUUGCUCACUGACUCUGGGAAACUUCAAACACUAGAUAUAUUAUUGAGACGCUUACGAGCUGGAAAUCAUCGCAUUCUCUUGUUUGCUCAGAUGACCAAGAUGCUGAAUAUUUUGGAGGACUACAUGAACUAUAGGAAAUAUAAGUAUUUUAGACUUGAUGGUUCAUCUACUAUUCAGGAUCGCAGAGACAUGGUCAGAGACUUCCAGCAUAGGAGUGAUAUUUUUGUGUUCUUACUGAGUACGAGAGCUGGUGGAUUGGGUAUCAACUUGACAGCUGCCGACACAGUCAUAUUUUAUGAGAGUGAUUGGAAUCCAACAUUGGAUCUACAGGCAAUGGAUAGAGCUCAUCGUUUGGGUCAGACAAAAGAUGUUACUGUUUACCGACUUAUAUGUAAAGAGACAGUUGAAGAGAAGAUUCUUCUUAGAGCAAGUCAGAAAAGUACUGUGCAGAACCUUGUCAUGACUGGUGGUUCUGUUGGCGGUGAUCUCUUAGCUCCUGAGGAUGUUGUAUCUUUGCUUCUGGAUGAUGUCCAAUUGCAACAGAAAUUAAAGGAAAUCCCUCUCCAGAUGGAAUUUUCUGCUACCGCUGCCAAUUAUGUUACUCAACUGAAUAUGCUUCCAAUGCUUAAUGGGGCAAAUUUCAAGCUGUGGAAAGAGAAUGUGGAAAUUGUUCUCGGCUGCAUGGAUCUCGACAAUGCGCUAAGGACUGAGAAACCCACUUCCACUCAGGAAAAUCCAAACACGGAUAAAAUUGAGAAGUGGGAACGCUCAAAUCGCAUGUGUUUGAUGAUCAUGAAACGUUCCGUUCCGGAGGCGUUUAGGGGCUCGAUUGUUGAGACUACUAAUGCCAAGUUGUUUCUUAAGGAACUCGAGCAAUACUUUGCUCGAAAUGAAAAAGGCUGA
Gastrolobium bilobum is the source of this 4751-nucleotide messenger RNA. Its product is annotated as chromatin-remodeling ATPase INO80-like. Gene Ontology annotation, molecular function: histone binding; ATP hydrolysis activity; ATP binding. Lineage: Eukaryota; Viridiplantae; Streptophyta; Magnoliopsida; Fabales; Fabaceae. Gene Ontology annotation, biological process: DNA repair. Gene Ontology annotation, cellular component: Ino80 complex. The transcript is spliced from 23 exons. The record is from RefSeq and is a predicted model, not a curated record. Bases 270 to 4751 code for a protein of 1493 amino acids.